Messenger RNA from Fomitopsis serialis, 886 nucleotides. RefSeq lists its product as uncharacterized. The record is from RefSeq and is a predicted model, not a curated record. The transcript has 5 exons. Gene Ontology annotation, biological process: chromosome segregation. The coding region runs from base 15 to 641 and encodes 208 amino acids. Gene Ontology annotation, cellular component: MIS12/MIND type complex. NCBI's taxonomy places the organism in Eukaryota, Fungi, Basidiomycota, Agaricomycetes, Polyporales, Fomitopsidaceae.
CCCGGGACGCGACCAUGUCGACCGAAGCGAACGCGUCUUCGCAGUCGCAGCCGGCGAGCAAGCGAUGGUCCUACUUCCACUCUGCCCUACAACUAGCCAUACAGCGGGCCGCGCACAAAUGGACGUACGAGGAUUUCACGGAAUGCUUCGCGAUCUGGUGCGAAGAGCAGCCGGAGAAUGCUCCGCGCAUCUUCACAACGGUCUCGAGGCACAUGGAGGACUCAAUCACUGAAAGCUGCGAGCAACUGCUGAAGCAGUACAACGUCCGGGAGAACCUCGACAGCCUGCACGCGGUCGUGACAGAGUCUCGUGCGAAGAAACAAGCUGGAUAUGACGGGAGGGACGUAUGGCGAGAAGACCUUCACCCCAGCGCAGCUGUCCGCGCACGCACUAUUCCCCUGCUGGACAAGGAGCGGGACCGUCUCCGUGCUGAACUGCAAUCACUCGAUACGGAGAACAGGCGGCUGCAAAGCCAGAUGCAGAGGAACAUGCAGGCACGUGAAGAGGUUGACACAGAGGUGUCGCAAUUACUAGAUUUGUUAGCAGAGAUCCAGGCAAGAUGGGACCAGCUUCCCAUGGAGGAGAUCCAAUCUUGGGCUCUGCAGACCGCGGAGUCCGUGAGUACCACUCGUCCCUUGUGACUGUACGUUAUUGGUCGUUUUUUAUAGUGGUCCUUUAUACUGUACCUGUGGAGAUGUAUAACAUCGGUCGUCUAGAUCGGCCGAUCCCUAGUCAGUCACAGCUAGCGUAUCAACGGUGCGUUUCUGGGCUCUGACUGAGUAUUCUGUCGGGCCGCGUCGAUCGCAGACAGUAUGAUUGACGAGACUGACACCAGUGCUGGUGGUAAAAAUGACAGUGAUUCGAGAGUUCGUGAUUUGAUGGGACA